AUGGAACAGCAUAGUCACUUGGAGGGUACAGAAUUUGUAGUCAUGUCGCAUGAACUUAUUAAAAUAAAAAAGGAAGUUGUAGAGGACGAAAUAGAGCUGCAAAAGAAUACAAAUAACGAAUACAAAAUUACAGAAGGUUCUGGCCAAGUGACUAUUAAAAAUGAGGAUGAUGUACAAAGCUUCACAAAUCAAAACGCAGACAUUUGUUCAAACAGCACAGCAAAUGACCUUGCUUCCACAAACAUUUGGAUAAAAUGUGAACCUAUUGAGGAAUUGAAGUUAGAAAACGAUUUGGACAUUGAGACCUGUGGAGGAACAGAAAUCACUGAGGAAUGCCUAAUUAAAAAUGAAGAUGAACACAUUGUAAAACGUCGUAGGGCAGGAAGAAGUCAGAAGCACAUUAUCUGUGUUCACUGUAAUAUGACAUUCACAAUAAAUAGAAGCUUAGAUGACCAUAUGAUCAGGAAACAUCCUGACUUGAUUGCUGAGGUGUCUAGUAAAAUACAUGCGUGUGCACAUUGUAAAUAUAAAACUACCAGGCGAGUACGCUUGCUUCAGCAUAUGCUAAAACACCCUGGGGCAGAAGGUGGCUAUAAGCUUAAGAAGUGUGUCCACUGUAAUGGGGAGUUCAGAUAUACAACAACUUUAGACAAUCAUAUAAUCCAGAAACAUCCUGAGCAUAUUAAAUUAGUGUCAAGUGUGGUGCUUGAAGAGUUCAUAAUUAGUUGA
Acanthoscelides obtectus is the source of this 729-nucleotide messenger RNA. The record is from the annotation of a GenBank genome assembly. NCBI's taxonomy places the organism in Eukaryota, Metazoa, Arthropoda, Insecta, Coleoptera, Chrysomelidae.